AUAAGAUUCAUUUCUUCUUAACAAUGGAGGCUGAACUCGAAGUGAGUACUGAGUAGGGUCUUCUUUUAUUAUCAGUCGUACUUUCUUUAUAUCUGCAUUCCUCUUCUUGCAAGCAUUGGAUCAGAUUCUAAAAAGAGAGAAGAAAGGACUGUGGAGUUUUAAAUGGAGAAAGAGAUUUGUAGAAGACAUAUUUCAAGAGAAGGGAUGGGAUGUGUUUGGAUGUUUAUGAACAACAUGUUUGAUUUCAAGCAUGGUGGAUCUAUCCAUAAGCUUUUGAUGGAUAAGAAACGUGGAAGCAAACGUAUCAUAGGUGUUGAGACUAAGGUUGAGAAGCAGCUUGCCUGUGACUGUGACAUUGAGGAGAGUGAAGCUGGAAUGCAGAGUGUCAAGAACCUCACUGAAGAGAAGAAGACUCAGCAAAAUAUAAAGUCCAAAAACGGGAAGAAGAGAAGUAGAACAUGCAGCAAAACCAGUGAGGAUAUCAGUGUUUUGAGCGCUGAUAAUGAUGAUCAUGCAGACAAGAACUCAGAUGAUCAAUGUCCAAGAAUUUCUCAGAGCGAUGCUGACUCAGUAGCUGAUGAUUCAGAAGAGAAGUUCAGUGAGUUGAUAAAGCGGUUGAUAGCUCAGACUCAGAAGGAAACCGACGAGGUAGAGAACUGCAAGACCCUAGUGGAUGCAUCUCAGGUCAUUGGUACUUCUCCAGUUUCAGGAGAUUCUCAGAGAAUCAAAGAGACAAGCUCCCAAUGCACACAAACAAUUGUAAUCUUGAAGCCUGAGCCACAUGGCUUGGAUCUUGGUUUAUCACCUGGAACACAUGCUACAUGCAACAAGGCCAAGAAUGGGAGAUCCGGUUCACGCUUCAUUCUCAGUAGAAUCAGAAGAAGACUAAAAUCUUCUGCUAAGAAGAAUCCAUGCAAUGCUGAUGCAUUGUCAUCAGACAUGAGUCAACACUCUUGUCUGGGAGAGGAAAUAGAGACUACUAGUUCCAGGCGGCAUGUUUCAGCUGGAGAUAUAUUGGCUCACAUUUCUUCAAAAAGUGAGGCUAGUAAAGAAGAUUCAGAGACGAGUAUGAGUGGUAUAUACAUUGCAGCCAAGAAACAUUUAUCUGAAAUGCUUGCAGAAGGAGAUGCAGAUGUUAAAUCACCUAAAGAAGUACCAAGAAUCCUUGGGAAGAUUCUUUCUCUCCCUGAGUUCUCCACACCAGAGAACAGUCCAAGAGUGACACUGGCGCAUGAUUUUGUUGGUCAUCAGAUAGACGAGACACCAAAUAUUCAACAAUGCAUCUCAGAAGAUUACUCUACAGGAGGCGUUUUAGACACUGGGGAUGUAGAGAAGACUGUUCUGGAUUCAUAUUCUGAAGCAGUUAGCUCUUCCAUUAUACACCAAGAUGCAUAUGUUGAUGAAGAGAAGCUUGAAACUCAUGAUGAGCAUGAGCAGACACAACCACUGGAAAAGGUUGCGUCUGAGUGUCAAGACAAUGCCGCUGAUGUGCCAGGGAAGUCAAGUCCUGUGUCUGUUCUUGAGCCUUUCUUUACAGAUGAUGACACUAGUCCAAAUAGCUCCAGGUUCUCUUCAGUCGAAAUGCGGUUACAACCACGGUGCAUAAGAUUCAACGAGCCUGAUUCUCCAACAUCAGAGAAAAACAAUGAAGUCAAAACUAGAAUGGAUGACAAAGAAUUGGCACUUGCAUACAUUCAAGCAGUGGUCAAAUCCUCAGAGUUGAACUGGGAAGAGCUUCUGGUGAGAUCCUUUUAUUUGGAGCAGGUUCUUGAGCAGGCUCUAGUGGAUGACAUAGACUUCCAUCCUACAAACUUCUGCACGGACAAGAAACUUCUCUCUGACUGUAUCAAUGAAGUUCUUAUGGAGUUCUGUGAGCACGGCCCUUGGAUCUCAUUUGCCAAACCUGCUGUCCGGUUUGGCCCAGACAUGGACAAUGUUGUUGAAGUGGUACAAGAAGAGGUUUACUGGCAUCUCAUACCUUUGCCUUCUCCACACACGUUAGACCAGAUAGUCAGGAAAGACCUGGCUAGGACUGGAAACUGGAUGGACCUCAGCUUUGAUAUUGGCUGCAUCGGUUCUGAAACAGGUGAAAUAAUCCUUGAUGAAAUAUUAGAAGAGAUCAUCAGCAGCUGCUCAGACUUGUUCCAGUCAACAGUCCAUUGAGUUUAACUUCUCCAACCAACAGUCACUACCAGAAAGUAAACUUGUGCUUACAAGAAAGACACUCAUGAUGGUCAAUAGGCUCCUUUGUUUACUCUGUAUAAUUUCACUUCCACCUCCAUGGACAAGAUCUAGCUUCCCUUCUUGUGCAAAUACACACAACCCACAGCUUUUAAGUACCCUAAAGACUGCAACAAACGUUUCUUUUUUGUUUUUUUUUUCCAUUUGGCCUCUGUAGAGUUUUGAGUUCGGUUGUGAAUGUUAGAUAUAUGUUCCUAUAUGAGGAUGAAUAAGACGAGGCUUUGAACAUAUCUGAAUUUUCAUUAGCAGUGGUUUAGAGUGUAGCGUCUUUUUCUGUAUCAAUUAAAAUUUCA
Molecule: messenger RNA, 2534 nt
Organism: Eruca vesicaria subsp. sativa (arugula)
Lineage: Eukaryota; Viridiplantae; Streptophyta; Magnoliopsida; Brassicales; Brassicaceae
Source: the annotation of a GenBank genome assembly